Messenger RNA from Juglans regia (Persian walnut), 951 nucleotides. Its product is annotated as membrane-anchored ubiquitin-fold protein 3. Gene Ontology annotation, molecular function: protein binding. The record is from RefSeq and is a predicted model, not a curated record. NCBI's taxonomy places the organism in Eukaryota, Viridiplantae, Streptophyta, Magnoliopsida, Fagales, Juglandaceae. The transcript has 4 exons. The coding region runs from base 266 to 622 and encodes 118 amino acids.
CGUCAGCCCCAACCAAACCAAUACCAUUUCUUUUUCUUUUCUUUCUUUCUUCCUUUCAAAAACCAGCACCCAAUCAGAUAAAUAAAAAAAUAAAAUAAAAUAAAACGAGAAUAAAUUUCAUCCUUGAGUAGAUGAGCCUCUUCUGAUCUUCAACUACGGCUGCGGAAGUCUACGAAUUCGGAAGGUAAAGCACGUUUCCGGUAGCGGGGUCGGGACACCUUCGAAUCGAUCGGUCGGAGUAGCGUCAGAGAAAUUCAAACUACAGAUGCCGGUGGAGGACCUGCUCGACAUCAAGUUCAGGCUCUUCGAUGGCUCCGAUUUGGGCCCUUUUCAAUACUCCUCGGCCUCCACCGUCGAUAUGCUUAAGCAGAGGGUUGUCUCCGAUUGGCCCAAAGGUAAGACAAUCGUACCAAAGGCAGCGAAUGAGGUGAAACUAAUCAGUUCUGGUAAAAUCUUGGAAAACAACAAGACCGUUGGUCAGUGUAGAAUGCCUUUUGGUGACAGUGCCGGAAGUGUUGUAAUAAUGCAUGUUGUCGUACAGCCAUCUCUAGCAAAGACUAAAACAGAAAAGAAGAUUGAUGAUUCACCUAGGAAAAUUGUCUGCUCGUGUUCCAUCUUGUGAAAGCAACUGUGAUAUAUCUUUAGCUGCAGAAGCAUAACGUGUCUGUUGCAGCGCUCAUCAGUACAACUUCAUAUUGUCGAUGAUAUGUAAUUAUAAAAACAAUUUCUGUUGUUGAUGACCUUAAAGUUCUUUUUCUAUCAAAGGGUUGACAGCAUUCAGUGGCCUCUGAUUUCUACAACUAUGAAUUAAGCACUUUUUUUUUAUUUUUUUUUUGGGUUGUUUUUCUGUCAUUUCUACAACAAAGUUGUAUACAUCUGUCUAUGUAAAGACGAAAUCUGCAACGAGAUUUCAAUGAGAAUUGAGAAUGCCCGCUGUCUGUUUAUUCUGAA